Messenger RNA from Gilbertella persicaria, 1287 nucleotides. Its product is annotated as PCI domain-containing protein. Gene Ontology annotation, cellular component: COP9 signalosome; cytosol. Bases 4 to 1275 code for a protein of 423 amino acids. The transcript has 4 exons. The record is from RefSeq and is a predicted model, not a curated record. Lineage: Eukaryota; Fungi; Mucoromycota; Mucoromycetes; Mucorales; Choanephoraceae.
AUUAUGAAUAUCGAAUCUAGAUUGCAAGAGUGCAUCAACUUCCCUCAACAAAAAGAAAAACUGGAUGGGUUUAAAAGUGUAUUAGAAGACAUCUUGUCUAGUUCGAAUCAUGUUCAACAAUUACAAGACUAUAUAGAAGCUGUCCUGGACGAGCAAGUGGGUCUUGUUAUUGCACGUCAACUAUUGUCUGAAUUCAUUGCUUUGUUUGAUGAGAAAAUCACAGAUCAUGAUGUUCAAAAGCAAUUGUUGUUGUUUGCUAUUGAGCAUGCUCAACCUCGCGCUGUUAGUUUUGAAGAAUCGUUAUCUUUAUUAAGAGAGAAAUUAGCAAGUGUAUAUGAAGCAGAAGAUGAGUAUUUAGAGGCAGCAAAGACAUUACAAGGUAUUCCCUUGGACUCUGGUCAUAGAGCUAUUUCAGAUGAUUACAAAUUACAAGUGUAUGUUCGUAUUGUCAAGCUAUUAUUGGAAGAAGAAGAAGCUGUUCAAGCAGAAGCUUACUUAAACCGUGCUGCCUUAUUAAUCCCUAACUCGAAUGAUCCCUUAUUGAACUUGACAUUCAAACUAUCCCAGGCUCGCAUUCUGGAUGCUAAACGUAGAUUCUUGGAAGCCUGUUCAAAAUACCAUGAAUUGAGUUAUGUCAGUCAAGUUGAAGAAGACGAGCGUAUUCUUUGCUUAACUGCUGCUGUGCAAUGUGCUGUGUUGGCAGGUGCAGGACCCCAACGUUCUCGUAGCUUGGCCACACUUUACAAGGACGAGAGGACACAUCAUUUGCCUUUUUUUUCCAUCUUGGAAAAGACAUAUUUAGAACGAGUUAUUCGACCUAACGAAGUCUCGGAAUUUGUAGCCACAUUACGCUCACAUCAUUUAGCACGAUUGGCAGACAAUACGACUGUCUUUGAUCGUGCUAUCAUUGAACACAACUUGCUCUCUGCUUCUAAAAUUUACAACAAUAUUGCUAUUGAUGAAUUAGCUGCCUUAUUGAAUGUGUCGCCUGAACAAGCAGAACAAGUAGCGGCUCGUAUGAUCAGUGAGAACAGAAUGGUGGGCAGUAUUGAUCAAUUAGAUCGCUUAAUAUCAUUUGAAUCAGGCGGUGCUGCAAGAGAAGAACAGACGGCAGAUUUAUUCUCAGUCGGUUCUGGUCAAGCAAGUAUUCGUGUUGAACAAAGUAUGCUUGAAAUCAUGAAAUGGGAUACAGCUAUUCAGUCUCUUUGUCAAGAUAUUGAUGCUGUUAUUACCAAAGUAAAAGCUAAACACCCAGAUUAUAUGGUAUCUCAAUGAAUAUAUAAAACA